AACUCUAAAUACUUUUUCAGCUGGAAGAUCCGCGAUCGCACAAAUGCCUGCCUCACAUGACCGAGUUCUUUCCACAUCCGGAAAACUGCAACUACUUCUACUACUGCAUCAAGGGCUUCCUCACGCUCCAGCAGUGCCCCUUCUAUUACGGCUGGGACAUCGAGCGCCGGAGUUGUGUGCAGAUAAGUGUGGCGAAAUGCUACGGAAACUCCCGACGAGUGUAGGAAACUCCCACCUCCCGAAAAUCACUCAUUAUAUCUGGGUGGAGUUGUCUACCUACCCUUAGCCGAUAAGAGCUCUAUUUAUUGACAAGUUACAAGAUUGUGGCAACAUGAGACGUUUAAUUAAAUAUAACUUAUUAGGAAAGAAA
Molecule: messenger RNA, 370 nt
Organism: Drosophila takahashii
Lineage: Eukaryota; Metazoa; Arthropoda; Insecta; Diptera; Drosophilidae
Gene: obst-H
Product: obstructor-H
Cellular component (GO): extracellular region
Molecular function (GO): chitin binding
Source: RefSeq, a predicted model, not a curated record